Messenger RNA from Polypterus senegalus (gray bichir), 1014 nucleotides. It is a transcript of the gene vsx1, whose product is annotated as visual system homeobox 1 homolog, chx10-like. Gene Ontology annotation, molecular function: DNA-binding transcription factor activity, RNA polymerase II-specific; transcription cis-regulatory region binding. The record is from RefSeq and is a predicted model, not a curated record. NCBI's taxonomy places the organism in Eukaryota, Metazoa, Chordata, Cladistia, Polypteriformes, Polypteridae. The transcript has 5 exons. Gene Ontology annotation, biological process: regulation of DNA-templated transcription. Gene Ontology annotation, cellular component: nucleus. Bases 1 to 1014 code for a protein of 337 amino acids.
AUGACUGGAAAAGACGACGUCGCGGAAGGGAAACCCAAAGGAAAAGUCUUAUCACCUAACAUCGGCGACGACAAAUCGGUCAGGGUGAACGGAAAUGGGUUGCGCUCUAAAGGGUUCGCCAUCACAGACCUUCUAGGAUUAGAGACGGAGUUACAGACCUCGACUGCUCCUGGAGUGGUUACCAACGUAGAGGGUCACGGAGCUGGCUUAGGGGGCUUCGCAUUAGCCGGGGGCUCUCUGCCUCUCGGCCUGGGUUUUCUGUGUAGUUUGGCCGCGCAACAGCCCUCUGGAGCGCCCUGCUUUCUUCCCAGUCACAUUCCUCUGCUGCAGGCACGGACGGAAAACCAGUACAUGCAAAGCCUGGAGCAGCACAAGGAGAACUACUCGGACGACGACUGCCUUUCCGGGGAUCGCAGUGACCUUAAGAACUCGUGUAACUCUCAAAACAAGAGGAAGAAGAGGCGGCACAGGACGGUGUUCACAGCUCAUCAGCUAGAAGAAUUAGAGAAGGCGUUUAACGAAGCCCACUACCCCGACGUCUAUGCCAGAGAAAUGCUAGCCAUGAAGACGGAGCUUCCAGAGGAUCGAAUACAGGUAUGGUUUCAAAACCGAAGAGCAAAGUGGAGGAAGCGUGAGAAGUGCUGGGGCCGCAGCAGCGUGAUGGCCGAGUACGGCCUGUAUGGUGCCAUGGUCAGACACUCCAUCCCGCUCCCUGAAUCCAUCAUCAACUCGGCGAAAAACGGCCUGAUGAGCUCGUGUGCACCUUGGCUUCUAGGUAUGCACAAAAAAUCACUAGAAGUAAUAAAGAAGAGCAGCGACACGCCAGAAUUCGGCUACUCCGAGUGCAGCAUUGACACCAAAAUGCCCAGCCCGGAGUGGGCACAUCAGGCCAGUGGCAGGAGCGACUCCGAGGACAUGGCGAUAGACCUCUCGAGCUCAGCGAAAUCGGACCACAAAAGUCACUGGAAACCCACGGGCGUGAAGGAGUCACUCGGCAAGUCGGGGGAGAGUUAA